GAGUAACAAAACCCAAACGCAAAUCAAAAUCGAGAAGCUUUCCGCUUUGAUCAAACGAUGGCGCCGAAAAAAUGUGAAGUUUGUGACAAAUCGCAGUCGAAAUACAAGUGCCCUACCUGCUUAAUACCCUAUUGUUCCCUUGCCUGUUUCAAAAAACACAAAGUAAUUCCUUGUACGAAACCAGAAUCCGUGAACGAAGAGAAAGUUCAUUCUGUUCCAGCAAGAAAUAUUGACAAACCAUGUUGUGUUGACGAGCAGAGUGAGGUGUUGCAAGAAUCGCAACUUCAGUCCAUAGCUUCAUCGAACGAUAUCCGUGAUUCCGUAAAAGAUGAGAAGCUUCAGAAACUUAUACGCGACAUCGAUUGUUCUGCAAAUCCCGAGAGUGAGCUUGAUAGAGCCAUGAAUGACGAGUCGUUCCGUUUAUUCACUGAAAAGAUUUUGUCUACCAUUGGUACAUGAAUCUUUGGGUGUUCUGACCACAGAGCCAGAUUUUGCUUUAGCGGUGGUUAUGAUGUAUCGUCAAACGUCUAUUCUGUUCACAAAAUUCGAUAGUGUUGUACAUCGACUUUCUGUUUAUGUUGUUGAUGCAGAAAACAAAAACCAAACCAAAAGAAGUUGGCAACCAUGCCUUUCAACCGGCAUUUACUUUGUCGGUAAACAUCGUUUGGAAAUUACGAUUAAGUAUGAUAUACAAUAUGAUCGAGCUU
Erythranthe guttata (spotted monkey flower) is the source of this 707-nucleotide messenger RNA. RefSeq names its product HIT-type Zinc finger family protein. Gene Ontology annotation, biological process: maturation of LSU-rRNA from tricistronic rRNA transcript (SSU-rRNA, 5.8S rRNA, LSU-rRNA); snoRNA localization; box C/D snoRNP assembly. NCBI's taxonomy places the organism in Eukaryota, Viridiplantae, Streptophyta, Magnoliopsida, Lamiales, Phrymaceae. The record is from RefSeq and is a predicted model, not a curated record. Gene Ontology annotation, cellular component: nucleus; pre-snoRNP complex.